AUGCCGCAGAGGGCUGACACUUCAAAGGUAAAUGGAUCUAAGCAUGAUAAUACAGCAUCUACCAGUUCUUUACAUCCAGAGAUUCCUGCUCCCAGGCCACUUGGUGAGGCCGCCGACUCAACUCCUCCUCACACAAGUUCUCCAGCUACUUCCUUGAAUUACAAAGCCAUGACUGAAGUACACAGCAAAUUGAGUAUUAAUACAUCUUUACAGCGUGAGAGAGCUUCGACCCUUUCAACACGUUUAUCAUCUUCAAGUCCUAGACUGGGCCUUCCUUCAAUCAACGACUACAAACCUAGAAAUCAUAACAAGAUGACUUAUAACCCUUAUGGACUUAGUGCUUUAGGCACUAACAGUCCGUCAAGGGUUAGUACGUCCUCUUCUAUUCGAAAUUCAAACCAUGGUGGUGUGUUUGAUUCUUCGGACGACGACUCAAAUGUCGUCCCAUAUCCAGUCGACCUCCCCAACGAUCACCUACCUCCAGAACUUAAAGAGGACCAUCAAAACUUGUUUGAUGACUACCAAUUUCUUGAAGACAAAUCCAAUAUUGGUACCGGUGCUUCUGCCUUUGUGAAAAAAGUCAGCAGAAUAGGCCAUCCACGCGAUCUAUAUGCAUUAAAGAAGUUUGUUCUGUUCAAAGGUGAAAAAUCAGAAGACUUUUACAGACGUGCCUCCAGGGAAUACAUCAUUCACCACAAUUUGAAUGCCGGACUGCACAUUGCAACUUGCCAUAGUUUGGUUAAGAUUUCUCAUCAAAGAAGCCUGACCCGUGGCUGGGGAUUAAUUUUAGAGCUUUGCAAGGCUGAUCUUUUUGAUAUUGUUUCGAGAAACUCCUUCAAUCAUGUAUCAUCUUCAGAAAAAAUGUGUCUCUUUAAACAAGUUGCAUAUGGAAUCAAGUAUAUGCACGAGUGUGACGUUGUUCAUCGGGAUAUGAAGCCUGAAAAUAUUCUCCUCACAGCGGAUGGUGUCGUGAAGAUUACUGAUUUUGGCGUCGCUGAGUACGGCCAUGAAAUCCCUGGCGAUUUCAGUUCGCCGGUUGCAAUGAGCACACAACUAGUUGGAUCCCCGCCGUAUCAACCUCCAGAAGUAGAGGCGUUGAAAGGCGUUCCUAACGAUAAGCGUGUCCCGUAUGACCCAUUUAGGAUGGAUUGUUGGUCAUUGGGACUGAUAUUAUUUGUGCUAUUUUACGGAAACGUUCCAUUUGACGAUUGUAGCAAGCAAUCCGCAUCCUUCCGUGACUAUGAGCAUUCGGUCAAAGAAUACAGUACUAGAAUUAAUCCUGACUUCAAGAAAACCAGCAUAAAAGGGCCUGGAAUGGAGUACAGAUUUGCCCGCAAGUUCAUGGACAUUGGUAUUGCUCGUAUCGCCUGGCGCCUUGGCGAUCCCGACCCAGAAACUCGUUAUACCUUAUUUGAUCUUUUCUCGGAUCGCGUCUUUCAGCAGGCUGAACUGUGUAUUCAUGAGAACGAUCAUGCUUGCAGUUUCUGCCAUCGCCCAGAAUGCAGAGAUGAAGCGUUUAAAUAUGCUUACGGCUCUGAUAUAAAUACCAGCAGUUUACAAGUUCGUUCAGUUUCUUCCUCAUCUUCAAUCAGCACUCAUAUUGGCCGCUCAAGAGGAAAUACAAAUGCCUCAUUACCAUUACCAUCUGCGGCAUCUACGGCUGAUAUGGGGAAGGUUAGAUCGAUGAUCGACAUUGCCGUUGAGGCAAAGCAUUCGGAAUUGGUCAAAUCCGUUGUUCCCCCUCCGAAGCUCGAUGAAGCUGACGAGGAAAUUGACAAUGAUGAGUCAGAACUGGGAGAGCAUAAACAAGACGAACAGGAAUCGGAUGAAAAAGAAGAUUCAUCGCAGGAACAGCUACUGCUGGGAAAAAUAUUACAGAUCGAUUCGGAAUCGACACAAUCAUCUACCAGAGGUUUAGCAUCAUAUGGACUAGCAGUCUUUCCGGAGCUGCUCGACAAUCUCUGCACUUCUGACGGCCUGAAGAAAAUUGUUUUGGAAGAUGGUCCAUUAAAGCUUGUUCCUUCGGAUGUGAUUAGAAAGUGCGGACAAUGUAGAGUCAAGUCUCACAAUCAUAUGCCAAAAUGGUAG
Brettanomyces nanus is the source of this 2088-nucleotide messenger RNA. RefSeq lists its product as uncharacterized. The coding region runs from base 1 to 2088 and encodes 695 amino acids. The transcript has a single exon. Gene Ontology annotation, biological process: protein phosphorylation; intracellular signal transduction. NCBI's taxonomy places the organism in Eukaryota, Fungi, Ascomycota, Pichiomycetes, Pichiales, Pichiaceae. The record is from RefSeq and is a predicted model, not a curated record. Gene Ontology annotation, molecular function: ATP binding; protein serine/threonine kinase activity. Gene Ontology annotation, cellular component: nucleus.